Molecule: messenger RNA, 2636 nt
Organism: Ornithodoros turicata
Lineage: Eukaryota; Metazoa; Arthropoda; Arachnida; Ixodida; Argasidae
Product: signal peptide peptidase-like 2A
Exons: 13
Coding region: 239-2446 (735 amino acids)
Biological process (GO): membrane protein proteolysis
Cellular component (GO): lysosomal membrane; lumenal side of endoplasmic reticulum membrane; cytoplasmic side of endoplasmic reticulum membrane
Molecular function (GO): aspartic endopeptidase activity, intramembrane cleaving
Source: RefSeq, a predicted model, not a curated record
AGGAGAGAAUUGCACGCACGCGCUCAGCUGCAGCAGCCUGUAGCAUAGCAGCGGCGGUGUAAAUAGCCUUUCUACAAACUCCUGUGUUUCACGUAUCAUCUGUUGCAGUGUAUCCACAAUGUCUAAUAGGUCUUUCUCUCUAUGAGUCUUCUACGAUCUUGGAAAGAACAGAAAACAGCUGGGCGCCGUCUGUAACCAAUGGUGCCUGCAGCAUCGUUGUCCGACCGGUUGGUGUCCGAUGCCAGAGAAACUGUAUCAGAUGCAGUUCUCACGAUAUGAGUCGUCCAAUAUGAUACUUUUGUUGCUGUUGCUUCUGUGCAUCAUCAUUUGCCAGGCAGCAGGAGAGUACGCUGUCUUGACUGCAGAAGAUGACUCGGGCAUCCAUGAAUUCUGCACCAUAUACUACCCGGAGUUCAAACAGAUACCUUACGUUCCCAGCGCUUUGGACUAUAUACCACUAGUUAACGUUACAGCUAAUGAUGCAUGUAAAAGGACGUCCUCUGUCAAUCUGAGCGGCAAACUGUUGCUAGUACGGCAAGGAAGCAACUGCACGUACGACACCGUUGUGAGCAACUUCAAAGCUGAACAUCCAGCUGGAAUACUCAUUUCAACACCACGAGCGAAAGUAGCCAAUCUCGAGUUUGACACGUCAACGAUACAAGGUUCUAACAUGAUUGUAGGAUUCAUCUCGGAAACUUCCGUCGAAGCCUUGGUGGCGCUCAUCAAGCCAAAUAGCAAUACUAUGGCCAAGAUGUCUACACAGGAAGGUCUGGAAUUCGACCUCAGCCUGGUCAUCAUCUGGUGUCUGGCUGUCUUUACCGUAGCUGUCGGGUCCUACUGGUCGGGAAUUGUCAAACUCGAACUUUACCAGCACGAAAUUGGCAAGUGUACAAAUCCCGCUCACAUGGUACCAGUAGUAGUCGCCUCCAAAGAAGCACCACCACCACCCGCAAACGAACGACAGGAUAAGCCAGACGAGGAAGAGAGUGCAAUGGAUGUGACCCCUGGAUCCAUUGUGCUGUUUGUCAUUACCAUGGGAGGAAUGCUUAUGAUGCUGUACUUCUUCUUCCAGUAUCUUGUGUACUUCAUUAUCGUCAUGUUCGCACUCGCGUCAGUGGUCUCUGUCAUCGGAGUCUUGGAACCAGUGAUUUACAUGAUACCUAUUGGCACCUCACCACUCCCAAAUGGCAUUUGUCCAUGCUUCUACGGACCGCUGGAAGUAAGACAAGGAGUGCUCAUUGCGUUUGCAGUUUUAGUUUCGGGAACGUGGGUCGUGUUUCGACACCAUCCUCUCGCUUGGGUCCUUCAGGAUAUGCUUGGUGUCGCCUUUAGCAUCAACAUGCUGAAAACACUCCGUCUGCCCAGCUUCAUGAUCAUAACUGUUCUGCUGACAAUGCUGUUCUUCUAUGACAUUUUCUUCGUCUUCGUUACUCCUUACCUUACGGUGAAAGGCGAAAGCAUCAUGGUAGAAGUGGCCAAAGGGUCUGGAUCUCCGGAGAAGCUACCAGUUGUUCUGAAGGUACCUCACCUUAACAACCAGGCCAUCUCUGUGUGUCUUGGAAAGUUUUCUCUUCUUGGAUACGGAGACAUGCUUGUACCUGGUCUCCUGGUUUCCUACUGCCAUGGAUUUGACCUAAUUUUCGCUCAAGGGUAUUGCUACUACGCAAUUUCCAUAUUCUCUUAUGGCAUGGGCCUGGUAGCAACGUUCGGUGGUCUUUACAUCAUGAAGAUGGCACAACCUGCAUUGCUCUACUUGGUGCCCGCUACAGUAGUUCCUAUCCUGUGCUUGGCAUGGUACAGAGGUCAUCUCGGUGAACUGUGGCAUGGGCACACGCCGUCCGACGUUAGCGGAAGCAACAGCGAUACCCCACCGGGCAGUGAGCCAGACGACCGCAAAUCUCCGAAGCGCAAAUCGAGCGGGCCAAAGGAUAGAUACCCGAAGCAACCUCAGUUCGUUGGGGACCCGCGCCAAAUACCAGCCUUCCACCAGGCACAAAAUAUGAGACCCCAGUACGCAAAUCCCGCAUACGAAGCUCCAAUGUAUGCCAUGCAUCCAGUUCCGCCACCGCCACCCCCGCAGUGGGGAAAUCAACGUUGGAAUAGAAUACCACACGGCGAACAGAAGGCAGUUUAUACUGCCAGCGUCAUACCGCUGCACGAAGAUGACGAAGCUUAUCAACCAAUGCUACGCGGCCACAAAAAAUCGAUACCGGAUUACGACAGAUUAUUUCUAGGGGACGAAGAAAAGAUGCAAGACAUUGGCCUGCGUGAGAGCCAGGAAAGGCAUCGAACUGAAAGAAGCUUCUCCCCGUCAGGGGACCGAGGAGAGGCACUUGUAGUUAUUAAGGAGAGCACUGUCAAGCGGAGAACCGCACACGAACCUCUCAUCGAAGGUAGUGUGGAGCGCGAACGAAACGAUGAACUGCUUAUCGUCGAAACCACUUAAGGACAUCAUUGGGUCUUUUGCUUCGGACAGGAAAAACAGCUAUAGUCCCGAUAGCCUCGUUUGAAUCAGUGAAAUACAGUUGUUGCAUGCAUAUGUUUGUACCAUUAUGCGGGUGCAACACACCGUAAAGCUAACUAUAACGGAAGAUCAUAAUAGAAUGCUAUUAAAGAGCAGCACUGUUCGACCUGUG